AGCAUAAAAUUACGUUGAAAAUUCUCGGUACUCAUUCGCGUUCUCCGACUCAGAAGAACGGAUAGAACCUCUCUGGUCACAGCUUCCUCUUCUUACAAACCAACAGAUUAUUGCAUACGUUAUAUGUAAUGGUUAACGGGCAACUUACCACUCCCGAUGAUCUAUGCGCACCUCCAUCGACUCCCGCUCUCGUCUGGACACAAGAGGUAGCUCGGAAAUCGGGUCAGGUUUCGUUUGAUUUGAGCAACAAUUUGUGCUACGAAUACGAACGUUCCGAUAUCCCCACAGCCCAAGGCGAGCGGAUCAUUGGUUACGUCAGUUCAACCGGUGAUGCACCAGGAGAGGGCAUCAGCCAGACACUCAAUGGACGCAAAUGCCUUCGUUUGAGGCGAGAAAGGGAAGCAGUUUGGCACGUUGAAAAUCCUUAUUAUGAGGGGAUAUCAACAGCAAAUAGAAAACCAGGGCAUUCUGUCUCUCAACACGGGCAGAAUCGCGCCACACUACUCAUAGGAUAUUCAUCGAACCUCUAUCCAUCCCGAUUCGCUUCACAAAUGCCCGUGGUGAACGAGAUUCCUGCAAGAAUCUUCCGGUUCGAACCGCGCUCGCAAUUGUCAUGUCAAGAAAAUUCUCCACUGGUUUUACAAAGCGAGAAACCUGGCUGGAAAAAACGCGAAUAUCAUUACAGCUCUUCGCCCACACUUCCCACAUCUGAUAUCUCCCCCAGUAGGCCUUUCGGACUCCGUCACGAUUUGAAGUUUUAUAAGGGUGCGACCUUUGAAAGACCAAAAUCCCAAAACCGAAGGUCACUUUUUCAAAUCAUACGGGCUGGUUCCGAUCAACCAACCACGUAA
Opisthorchis viverrini is the source of this 851-nucleotide messenger RNA. RefSeq lists its product as hypothetical. The record is from RefSeq and is a predicted model, not a curated record. Bases 129 to 851 code for a protein of 240 amino acids. NCBI's taxonomy places the organism in Eukaryota, Metazoa, Platyhelminthes, Trematoda, Opisthorchiida, Opisthorchiidae. The transcript is spliced from 2 exons.